Molecule: messenger RNA, 1269 nt
Organism: Pyricularia pennisetigena
Lineage: Eukaryota; Fungi; Ascomycota; Sordariomycetes; Magnaporthales; Pyriculariaceae
Exons: 2
Coding region: 1-1269 (422 amino acids)
Cellular component (GO): cytoplasm
Molecular function (GO): exopolyphosphatase activity
Source: RefSeq, a predicted model, not a curated record
AUGCCCCCAUCACCACAUCCUCGCUCCAUCACAGGCUUCCUUGCCACAGCGAAGCGAGCCUUGGUCGCGCCCAAGAGCACGCGACAAGCUCCUUUACACCUUGUGGUUGGCAACGAAGCUGCCGAUCUUGACUCUUUCUGCUCUGCCUUCCUCUACGCCUAUCUGCGAUCUCACACUGCGCCCAACUACACACUACACAUACCGCUCGCAAACAUACCGCACGAGGAUAUCCAUCUCCGCAGGGACGUCGAGUCGGUGUUUGCCACAGCCGGCGUGCAGCGCGACCAGCUCAUCUCGUUGUCAAAUCUCCCAGGCGAAGAGGACCUCAAGCCAGAGGACACAAAAUGGAUCCUGGUCGACCACAACGAACUCACGGGCCCCUUGGCGCAAAGAGGCUUUGGAAAAAGCGUCGUGGGCUGCAUUGAUCACCAUGUCGACGAGGGCACCGUACCCGCGGAUACUGGAGACGAGCCAAGAGUCAUCAGGCCUUGCGGGAGUAAUGUGAGCUUGGUGAUGGAGUACUGCCGGGAGACAUGGGAUCGAAUUGCUCAUGGGGAGGGCGCCUAUGGAGAGGAUGCAGACACAACUCAGCCUGGAAGCCCAAGUGUGGCUGCACAGCUGGCGCGCAUAGCUAUGGGCCCGGUUGUGGCUGAUACGCACUGCUUGAAAUCCAAAUCCAAGACGACGCCCCUAGACAUUGAGACAGCCGACAUGCUUGAGGAGAGGAUCAAGUCCGAGAAGCUAGAAUACGACCGCGAAGCGUACUUUGACGAACUCGGUCGGCUUAAAGAGGACUUGACCGGCUUCAGCUAUCGCGAUGUUCUACGAAAGGACUACAAGGAGUGGACGUCCACUGACCAGGACGGCACGCAGCGUCUCGGCGUGUCGUCGGUGCCUCAAGGUUUUCACUACCUGCUGGAAAAUGUCGGACCGAAAGAGGAUCUCGUCAGGGACGUGCGUGAGUGGGCCAAGGAGCGCCAGCUUGACCUGGUAAGCAUCAUGACAGUGCAGCCCGACGGGGAGCACUUGGCACGUGAGCUGUUGCUCUGCGCGUUCAACAGGCGGGCGACCAUUACGGCAAGGAGGUUUGCCGCAACCUACGCAGAGGAACUGCACCUUGCACCCUGGGGCGAGGAUGGCGAGCUUGACGAUUACGGUGAUGAGGAGGACCGGGUAGAGUGGCGCAGGUGUUGGCACCAGCACAACAGGGAGCACAGUCGAAAGCAGGUUGCACCCAUGCUUAGGGAAAUGAUGAAGGGUGGCAUUUGA